GCCGUGUGCAGAUACGACGACAAACGACGACGCUAACGAUUGCUACAGUAUACAGAGCUUUAACAACUUCUAGCGUACUAUAGCAAGAGUGAACUUGUGUCUUUGCGUUUCUUUGCCGCAGUGUAACGAAAUGAAUAUUUUGCCUAAAAAAAGCUGGCAUGUUCGCACCAAGCGAAACAUUGACCGUGUACGCAAGGAUGAAGCGCUUGCAGCUCAAGAGGAGAAAGAACUUCAAAGGAGAAUUCAGCUCGCGGAGUCAGAAGCCCGGAUCAACUUCUUGCGUGGAAAAUUGAAGGGAGAGGGCCAAGAACAAUUUGACUUUGAGAAAGCAGCAACUGCUGAGGUUGCGACAGACUUGACAUCAGGUGGCCAUUUCAACUUCUUCAAAGAUGUGGAAAAGGCUGAGCGGAACCUGCAUUCUAAAAAUGAAGAUCGCGAGAAGGAAAAGAAGACAGAAGUGGAAGAAUAUGAGAAAAAAAUUGGCCUACUCACGUAUUUGGGGCAGAGCUCAAGUGAAGCCUCUGGGAGUAAACCAUGGUUUACAGAGUCACAUGAAGAGCGCUUGCAGCUUCAUGAGGAGUCAGAGAAAGAAACUAAAGAUUGCAAAACUAAAGACCGCAUGGACCCACUGCAUCUGAUGAAACACUAUGUCUCCUUGAAGUGUGGCUUGAAGGAAAAUGGUCAGAAGAUCAAGAAGCUAAAUCAACUUGCACAGCAGACAGAGCUACAUUCAAAGAAGGUGAAACGCCUGGAGAAGCCGCUAGAACAACUACGAGCUGAAAGGUUGGCUCGUGAGAAGGCAGAACGGGCAAGGGCUGAGGAUGUCCUUCGAAGAGCUCGGGGUGAGCUGCCAGUCCGAGAGGUGUCUCCUGAUGUUGUCCUGGAUGACAGACGACGAGGCUACAAUUCCCAGUACAACCCGCACCUAGCGAAGCGUCCCCAGUGACUUGUCUGAAUGUGGGCAUUCCCUUUCUGGGCUGCUGUAUGGACGGUGUUGCUGUAUUAUUGUGACUGCAACUACUACAUUAAGAUACAGCUGCUAUGUACAGUCGCAAACAGUAGCUAGAUGUUUAAGCACUUAGAAGUGGUGUUGCACUGCAGUGUGUGCUAUUUGGAAUGACUCCCUUUUAUAGCAGUGUAGUUCUGAGUACACUUCAUGUAAGCAACUGUUUCAGAGCGCAGCUCUUAGGCCCUCAUUCCUGCGGCAAGCGGCUGCAGCAUAAAUGAGCAAACGAGCACAGCGAAAGAUGAAAGAGCAAAUGCGGAGUGGAAUAUGAAAGAUGUGAGCCGCGAAUGGCGGAGACCAAUGAGAGUGGCCCCUUCUGUGACGUGCGUGUGGGAAGCUGCUGUCAUGCAGACCUGCCCAGCCACUCGAUGCGUACUCGUAACUGGUCUCAGCCAGUCCGCUGGUUUGUUACUAUCGUCUGCUCGCGUCAGCUCUUGCUUGCGCUUGUUUGGUUUGCUUGGUUUGGUCUCAUUUGCACUUGUUUCGGUUGUCAUGGUUUGCUAUUGCUUUGUAAUCUGAUUGUAUAUGCGACGUGAGUUGUGUAGUACUUUCUGGAAGCCAUGCGGCACCAGCGAUUACACUGGAACCUUCAACGAGUCAUGUAUAAAAGCCGACGUGCUUGACUCACAGAUCGGAUUUUUGACGAUAGCCAACUCUGCUACAUGUUUAUAUCAAGUUCUUUGCCUCAAUAUUUCAUGAAAUGAAAACACGUCUGGAGCUGCGCUCAAAUUUUGCACUAGGAGGGAGUAUCAUAAUUGUCAGUGAAUUUUUUACCUAUUCAUUACAAUGUCUCCAAGCCAAAGCCAACUAUUGGCAUUCCUCACCAUGCUCAAAGGGCCCCUGAACCACUGCUUACCAUUUUCUUGUUUUUUAGUUGAACAUACACAUCAUGUACACUAUACCAUAAUGAUCAUCUUUCUCAAAAAUGGCAACGCUACACACCACAAGGAAGGCAGAAAUAUAAAAAAACAAUCCCAUGCUCCCCACCUCAUGUUUUUGCAGUCAUGACGGCAGUAGGGUGCCAUGUGUGACGUUACCAAGGUAAAAGCUUUCGAUUGGUUGGUCGAUGAUGGACGACAGUGCCAACAUGAUGACAGCUGUUGUCUGUCCUGAGAAUGGAAGGGGGCUCACCCAUUGUGCUCCACUCAACCGUCUAUGAAGCUUCCAUUCAGUCGCCAAUACGCUAAGGACGAUUGGGCAUGGACAAUGGAGAGGCCUUUGUUCUGAUGUGUUGACGCUAUCCCUAGCCUUCACUGCAGUGCAUGGAGUUGGCGACAGUAUGCGGUGAGGAGAAAAGAGUGCCAGUGGGAAGAGGAGGGCAGUGCUGAGGGUGAGCAGUAGGGAGGGGAGGGCAGUGAAGGUGAGUGAAAUAAACCAUGGUGACCGUGUAUUCGUUCAUCAAAUGCCUGUAACUGUGCUAUUACUAAAAAUAUUAAAAAAAUUAUUUCGGCUAGAAGUUCUUUGUGGACUAAUAAACAAUGCUCGCUAUGUAACCAAUUUUCGAGCUCAGGGUGGUUCUGGGGCUCUAUAAAGGGGCCCUGAACCACUUUUUAUAGAAGUCGCGAAAUGAAUUUGAAGAUAAAAUAGGCGAUUUUAGAAGUACUUUGCCACCAAGAAUACUUCAGUGUGUUCAGCAUUAACAGAGUUAUUGGCAAUCAAACAUCCCGUUCCUGCUGCUUCCACUCCUCCAAUGCCUUGCACUGCAAAGACUCCGGCGGAGUAGGGUGGCCACAAUGCCCCUCCGACUGAAUGUCACCAUAGCGCACAGUUCAAAUUUGAUUUUGGAUGUUCAUGUAGACACCACUACUUCUGAUUUUGGUGCCUACAAUGGGCCAAAGGCGGUUGUCCUCAGCGAGCCGCAGUGCGCUCAGCCAGCGGAGUCGUCGCAGCACCUCGCGGCAGCCGCGGUAUCUAUGCUACGUAGCAGACUGCAGCUACAGUCGAACCCGACUAUAUCGAACCCGUUUACAUCGAAUUAUUCUAUAUAUUGAACAAUUUCUGGAUGCGGUAUGGUUACAAUGAGUAUAUAUAGCAAGAAUUAUGCUUACAUCGAAUAAAAAUAGCAGCAACUCCCAAUAUACCGAAUGUCAAGUGGCAGAAAGUGCCCCUGGAAGUUGGUUUUCCCUCGCGGUGGCGGGAAAACCCGGCGGUGUGGCUCCAUCCAACCGCUCUCCCUACCGUGACCGCACUGCCUGCAAAAAUGAUCUGCAAAAAACGAUCCUGGCCCGCCCGCAGCGCUUGCUCAAACAGCCAGUCAGAGGCUCUUGUGCCCUCGUUGGGCAAGUUGGCGAAAGUGCGAGUUGUCUCGCUGCUUUUCUGGUUCAUUGUGGGUGCGCCCUGUGGGCCUUCUCCCGCAGUGUUGCCGUGAUGAAGCGGCAGAAUUCGCCUUUCGUCGUGAAGCUCGAAAUCAUAAAUCGGGUUGAAUGCGAUGAGAAGUCUGAUGUCCCUGCUGCGUGCAAGAUUUCGAGGAGCACUCUCUGCACGAUCUUGAAGAAUAAGGGGGAGAUUAGGGCUAAAGCGGCCAAACUCGCGACCCGGUGCCCGUGGCGCCCGACGCAUACGCACAGCCGUGUACGAGGAGUUCAUCCGAAAUUGCUUCAGCCGUGCCAACUUCUGCAUGCUCGGUAAUGAUCGUAAAUUCUGAUGAAUGCGAUGAUGAUGUCCGAAGUUUAAAGCAAGCUGUCAGAAUUUCCGGAAGCUGUUGACGAAUCAACAGUGGACAAGUUUGUGAGUGCAAAUGACAGUGUCGUGACCACGGGAGAGCCAGAAAACGACUACAUUGCCGGCAUCAUACCGAGCACAAGUGAAAGUGGGCACAAUGAGGAAAGCAACGGCGGUCCUUGGCCCACAUCCUUCAUAGUGAUUGGUGCGCUCGCACUAGUCCGGUGCUUCUGCGCAAAUGUGGAAGGUUGCAGCCUCAGCUGCUCCGACUCCUUAGACAAUGUGGAGAAGUGCGUGUGCCGCAGCCAGUGAAAUUGCCCAAGCAGAAGAAAAUGCAGGACUAUUUCGUGUGAAACUAAGCUAGUUUCAUCAAUAAAGUGGUUUUAUAAAUGGUAUGUGCCUUUAUGACAUCCAAUUAUUUAGCAGGCUUAUAUCGAAUUAUGCUCUAAUCAAAUUGAUAGGCGUUUUCUUGCGAGUUUAAUAUAGCUGGGUUCGGCUGUACAUCUAGCUGUAGUGCGUGUGCACAACAUUUUCUUUGUGCAUGACAGGGCUUGAGUGUAGGCUCAUGCUCAUAUGAUCCAGUCUGGCUGUGCUACAUGGUAUGGACUGGCGUUGUCCUGCACCAGCUAAACCAACAAAUAGUGGUCACAUCCAACUCGCACAUUUUGAAGCACUGUUAAUAGCUCAAUUCGAAGUGAAGUCUGCCAAGGCAUCCAACGAGGAGCGGCCAGGAGUUAGCGCAUGCUGCCAAGCAUGCAUGUAGUCUGACCUUAAGUUUUCUGUGAUUCAAGGCUAGUUGAGUGCUCAAAACUAGUCAAAAUUAGUGAGACCCAAUGGCUGUGAGACCAAUAAGCAGGGUGGCGAAAGUUUGGGCGGCCGCAGCCGAGCAUGUGCAGACGAUUGUCAGCUUCUUCUGGAAGUGCAUAAUUAUUAUCAAAACUUGAAAGCCGAUUUUUGCUUCAUUCAUCCUGUUUAUUAAACUGCGUCAAUAAAUAUACACAGCAACAGUAGGAAGAAUUGCACUGAUCCAAACGCCCUUCUUGAUUGAUGUCAACUAUAUGCCAAUAGCAGCCGCAUAUGGGAAUAGCGUCCAGAAAAGAGUGAGGACCAGGCUUCUGUUGAAAAGAGCGUGUUUGAGAGAAAGGUGACCUUGUGCUCCGCUUGCGAGCUCCACACACCGUGCACGACUGCAAAACUUGGCUGAGAUAUUCACAGCAGUGUAUGCUAUCUAUGGACUAUGUUUUUUCAUCUAGCCCGAGAGGUGGUUCGGAACCCCUUUAAGUCAAGUCUUAGUGCUCUCUUACUGUGCAUUGCAAAGCUGUCACUCCAUUUUAUGCUUCAUUCCCUUGGCAGAUUUGGAUCACUUUCUUGUAGCUUUCCUUGGCUGUUUCACUUGUUUUUGUGGUUGGAAUUGGAAUAAAGCAUUAGUUAAUAUUACCAUAAGGAAUUCAACCGCUGGUUUUGAAGCAUUUUGUUUUCUCAUUCGUGUAGCUAGAGUGUGAUUGAGAAGAUGAAAAGAAACUGCAUAAUGCAAGCUGCUCAGUUUUACAUAGUUGAUAUUCGAACUCCUUUUUUAUUUAUUAGUGCUCCAUGUCUUGACUAUUUAAACAGCAUGUUAAAUUUGCAGAAAACAUGCCACACGCACGUGUGGUUUCUAAAUAUACAAAUCUCCUUUGUCUUUAGAGCACAAUGCAUAUUGUUAUUUAGUGGCUGCUUGCCAUGUAUCUGAGCAGGAAGUCUUACCUAUCAUUCUUUAUUCAUUUCGUAAAUUAGGUUGUUGGAGUUGACAUACAGAGCAUCCCUUAGCCUGGGCGAAGGUACUGGUUUUGAAUCCUGCUGUUGCCAGAAACCCACUACUAGUUUUUCUAAUAAAUAGAGAUGUCCCCUAGCUUGGGGCUUAGCUGCUUGUGAGGGUUCUCAUUUUGAAACUGCAGCCGUAUAGAGAUUCCUUGGCAUUGUCUCUGGGCACCUCUUUUCUAACCACAGAUGACCUUGUAGUAAAGCAUCUACCACCACUGUGAAAGACCGGUCGGGAACCUACCAGUAAAAUAGGUAAAAGCAUGCUUUCUGACCAGAUGCAAUGUCAUUGUAUUAGCUCAAUGAUUGAAAGGGGGUCAGCCCCCAAACCAAAGGACAUCCCCACCAGUAAUGUGCUCUGGAAUGCCCUAUUCGAAACCACUGCUGCAAAAUAUGUGUAUAGCUUUUUAUACAAAGUUUAUAGACAGCAUUGCAUGUGUGAAGUACAGUCGAACCUCUUACUAAUGAAGUCGCAUCGGACACUAAAAUGUCUUCGUUAUAUCUGAUAUCCGUUAUAAGCGUACACGCAUAUAUUGGCGAAAAAAAAAAAAAUACCGCUCUUUGUGCAAAAGAAAUACAAGCGGGGUGGGGUGCCUAUGACGGGCCAGCAGAGUCUCCCGCAGAUUUUGAUGGCACGUAGGCUUAUUGCCGUGCCGAUACGAAGCACGGGAACAGCAAUACCGUAUUUUUUUCGCGUAUGACCCGCGUCCUCUUAUAGAACGCACCCCCAAUUACAACACCCGUAAAGAAAAGGUGUGGUCUCGCGGCGCUGAUGUGAAGCCACACCUCGAGGCGAAAUUUGCAUAUAAUGUGCCCCCUAACUUUGCUGGUAAAUUUUUCUAGCCUUUGGUGCGGGUUAAAGGCGAAAAUGCGUAGAUACGGGCGCUCUGCAUCGCCGCGAAAACGCAGCCGUGCGAUCGGUGUAAUCACAGGGAACGUGCCGAUCCCUUAUGCGCUACCGUAUUGCAGCGCUCUUCAACCGCGCUUCGUGCGCAAGAACCAUGCGCGCGGUCCGUGGCGAAGUGAGUGGCCACGGCUCUAGGCAUCGGCUUCACAGUGCGUCAGCAUUUUCGACGGUGGCAGAUGGAAAGGAAGCACCGUCGUCCUUGGUAAGCGAUAGGCUCGACGCGCGUUUCAGCGCGCUGCAAUGCGAUAGCGCACGACCGCAGUCACGUGGUUUUAUUUCAUAUUUCGCGGGCGUUCUUUAAACGCGGGAAAAUAUCCCCACGCAGCAUGUACGUUGCCGCAAUAAAUUGGAUCGGUCGUUUUGAAAUGCCCUCUACAACGUAACGAAACGCACUUGGCCCUAAAGGGAAUAUUUGAAAACUUGCAUAAUUGAUCUUAAGCGCAAUAUAAAAAAUAGGAGUGCCACAUGACAAACCAUAUGUCGUUGGUUUCAUUCAGUUGCGGUCAAUCACUUUUUUUGAAAUCCUUGGUUCAAGUUACUUGAAACACCCUGUAUAUCUAUCUACCUUGUACCGCUACCUAUGCCUGUAACGGAUCCGGUUAGGCAAGUAGGCCUAGUAAGCGUCGUUUCGUCGGGAGUCUGCUUGAUGGCAACUUCGUUCAUGGCCGUCGUGCUUUUGGCAUCGCUUGCGCGGUUCAUGUCAGAAACUGUGUGCGGCGCCCGAAAUUUCGAUUAUUUUUCUAGUGCCAAAGGUAGGAUGGAGGCGUCGCAGGAAAGUCCAAAUAAUCGCGCAAGUAUAAAAAUAGAUCGGCGACUGUAUUUGACAUUUUUGCUACCAGAACAUAUAUUUUGAGGCACCUGCAAACAAAAAAUUUGCUUCGCUAUAACCGAUACCGUCUUGGUUACCACCUUUUUUUGUUUCGGUAUAGCAUAGAAUUCCUAAUUGAAAUAAAGCAUGGUCAAGCAAAUGUUUACAUUUACUUCGUUAUAUAUGAUAAUUCGUUAUAUUGAAGUUCGACUGUACUAGUAGCUGUGUUUUGUUAUGUAUCAUAAAUUCUUCAUGGACUUAAACUUCGGUUUCAGUGGAUUAAGGUCAUUAUUUGCAUUCUCAUGUCAUAAUUUAAGUUUGUUUUGUGCGUUGUGAAACUCUAAUUCUUGCUUUAGGUGCCGUUUUUCUUAGGUUUUGUGUUUAUAUACUGUGUAGUAGGUACUGCUGACUGUUACUUUCUGAGCACUUUAUCUGCUUGGAAGACGUAGAUUAGAAAUUUACAUAUUCGAAAUGUACAGUGUGUUUCCUCUGAAGCUAUGCUUGUGCUGGCCUUGCAUUGAAAUUCACUAUGAAUAAUUACAUUGUUAAUAAAAAUACUGUCAAGAAA
Molecule: messenger RNA, 7747 nt
Organism: Dermacentor andersoni
Lineage: Eukaryota; Metazoa; Arthropoda; Arachnida; Ixodida; Ixodidae
Product: leukocyte receptor cluster member 1 homolog
Source: RefSeq, a predicted model, not a curated record